AGCGAACCAAAUCAGGCCGUCUCACACUACUUGACCCGAUUGGCAAGUAGACUGUCCCAAUUCCCACGUAUAGCUGAGCUCCAAACCUUCAACUCGCAAGCCGCUGAACGCAAUGAAGUGCCCGUACUGCUCAUCGGCGCAGGGACGGUGCGCUACCACCAGCUCCGGCCGUUCCAUAUCGGAGUGCGCAUCGUGCGGCCGCGUGAUCGAAGAGCGGCAAUCGCAGCCCCACCACCUCUUCCACCUCCGCGCCCAAGACAACCCUCUCCUCCUCGUCACCUCCGACCUCCCCUCCCUCGACCACCACCACCACGACCGCGACGGCGAAGAAGAUCCUUUCGAGCCCACCGGCUUCAUCACCGCCUUCUCCACCUGGUCCCUCGAGUCCAGCCCUCUCUUCCUCCGCUCCUGCCUCUCUUUCUCCGGCCACCUUGCUGAGCUUGAGCGCAUCCUUGAAUCUUCUUCUUCUUCUUCUUCUUCUUCUUCCUCCUCUUCGACGGUUGUGGUCGAUAAUCUGAGAGCCUACAUGCAAAUUAUCGACGUAGCCUCGAUUCUGGGCUUGGACCACGAGAUAUCCGACCACGCGUUUCAGCUAUUUAGGGAUUGUUGCUCCGCUACUUGUUUGAGGAAUCGUAGUGUGGAGGCGCUUGCCACUGCUGCUCUUGUCCAGGCCAUUAGAGAGGCCCAAGAGCCCAGGACCCUCCAGGAAAUCUCAAUUGCGGCGAAUGUACCCCAGAAGGAGAUCGGGAAGUACAUCAAGAUACUUGGAGAAGCUUUACAGCUAAGUCAGCCCAUUAACAGCAAUUCCAUAUCAGUCCAUAUGCCAAGGUUUUGCACGCUUCUCCAGCUCAACAAAUCUGCUCAGGAGCUUGCAACUCACAUCGGAGAAGUAGUUAUCAAUAAAUGCUUCUGCACUCGAAGGAAUCCUAUUAGCAUCUCUGCAGCGGCUAUUUAUUUGGCCUGCCAACUAGAAGACAAACGCAAAACCCAGGCAGAGAUCUGUAAGGUGACAGGCCUCACUGAGGUCACUCUUCGUAAGGUCUACAAGGAGCUAUUAGAAAAUUGGGAUGAUUUGCUCCCAUCUAAUUACACUCCUGCUGUUCCUCCAGAGAGAGCUUUUCCCACAACUGUGAUUGCUUUAGGCCGUGCUUCAGCAACUAAAGUUGAUUUAUUCGAAUCAACUCCUUCACUGGACAGAGACAAGCAGCUAGAAAUUAAAGCUAACAAGCCAAACGAGGUCCCAGACACGGGCCAUCAGGUUAGGGCAAAAGAGGAAGCUGAAAGCAGAGGCAACUCCUACGUACUGAACAGACCACCAACACUCUGGCAACCCCAAACUCCACUUGGGACGUCUGGUCCUAGGACAGUAAGUGAAAAGAAUCAGAAUGUUACUCGAGGAACAGACAUUAAUGAGCUGCACCCUAACCGUCAAGAGUUAGAGCAGAAGGCAGAUCAAGACACAAAUCACGUGACCAAUCCCCUGAAGCCAAACCAACUUGCAAAUCCGCCAACUUCAAGUGCAAGUUCUGUUUCCCGGCAGUUUUGGCCCCCCCCUAUUUCCGGGCCUCCAAAUGUUCGAUAUGUUCGGCCACCAAAUGUAGUGUCAGGUUAUUCCGAACAUAAAGGAACUGGGAAUCAAAAUGGAAAUAGAAAUGCCAAUCAGUGUAGAGAUCCGUGUAGGGAUCCCUAGCCACAGAGGCAUAUACUGUCUUGUUUCAGUCGUGUGUUUACCUGUAAUAUACUAACGUUUCCUACGAACUCUUUUGAUUCUCUAGUUCUCAUAGCAGUUCAUUGCCAAAUCGAGAAUGUUUCAUGUUUUAGCAAAUCUCAGGUGUUAGGUUUAGUAGGGUGCCAUUGAACUGAUGAUUGAUGAAACGAAAUUAUCAGUCU
Molecule: messenger RNA, 1890 nt
Organism: Juglans regia (Persian walnut)
Lineage: Eukaryota; Viridiplantae; Streptophyta; Magnoliopsida; Fagales; Juglandaceae
Product: plant-specific TFIIB-related protein 1
Exons: 3
Coding region: 113-1690 (525 amino acids)
Biological process (GO): DNA-templated transcription initiation; transcription preinitiation complex assembly
Cellular component (GO): nucleus; transcription preinitiation complex
Molecular function (GO): TBP-class protein binding
Source: RefSeq, a predicted model, not a curated record